Molecule: messenger RNA, 1004 nt
Organism: Galeopterus variegatus (Sunda flying lemur)
Lineage: Eukaryota; Metazoa; Chordata; Mammalia; Dermoptera; Cynocephalidae
Gene: RNASEH2A
Product: ribonuclease H2, subunit A
Exons: 7
Coding region: 65-829 (254 amino acids)
Biological process (GO): mismatch repair; DNA replication, removal of RNA primer
Cellular component (GO): ribonuclease H2 complex
Molecular function (GO): RNA binding; RNA-DNA hybrid ribonuclease activity
Source: RefSeq, a predicted model, not a curated record
CGCGCCGAGACCUGAGCCGGCGGCGGCCCUCUUUUCUGCAGCUGGUGGCGUCGGCCGAGGCGUCAUGGAUCUCAGCGAUCUGGAGAGAGACAAUACGGGCCGCUGUCGCCUGAAUUCACCUGUGCCUGCGGUGUGCCGCAAGGAGCCCUGCGUCCUGGGCGUCGAUGAAGCGGGCCGGGGUCCCGUGCUGGGCCCCAUGGUCUACGCCAUCUGUUAUUGCCCCCUGUCCCGCCUGGCAGAUCUGGAGGCGCUGAAAGUGGCAGACUCCAAGACCCUGUCGGAGAGCGAGCGGGACAGGCUCUUUGCAAAAAUGGAAGAAGACAGGGACUUUGUGGGCUGGGCUUUGGACGUGCUGUCUCCAAACCUCAUCUCUACCAGCAUGCUCGGGAGGGUCAAAUACAACCUGAACUCCCUGUCCCAUGAUACAGCCACCGGGCUGAUACAGUAUGCGUUGGAACAGGGCGUGAAAGUCAUUCAGGUGGCCCGCGACCAAGCUGUAAAGAACUGGCGGUUUGUGGAAAAACUGCCAGACUUGGAUGCCGAUUACGGCUCGGGCUACCCCAAUGAUCCCAAGACAAAAGCAUGGCUGAAGAAGCACGUGGAGCCUGUAUUUGGCUUCCCCCAGUUUGUCCGGUUCAGUUGGCGCACAGCCCAGACCAUCCUGGAGAAGGAGGCAGAAGACGUUAUGUGGGAGGACUCGCCAACAGGAGAUCAGGAGGGACUCGGGAGGAUCACAUCUUACUUCCUCAAAGAAGGCCCCCGAACCCGCCCCCACCUCCCCCACCGGUACUUCCAGGAGCGGGGCUUGGAGUCAGCCACCACCCUCUAGGGGCCAUCCUGUCCUCUCCCUUACCUGCCCCCCACCCCGCCUCCAGCGAUUAAAGUUGUUUAAGGACAACCAAGCCUAGGUGUCGCACUUUGGGGCAGAGGCCAGUGGGAGUGUGCUCCGCAGCAGGACCCAGCUGCUGCCUUUUGGAACCUAAACAGAGUAGGCAUUGGUGAUA